UGUAUACCACAUUCACGGUCAUGGUUGCUGCAUUAACAGUGACAUCAGUACAUAGUCAUUGUGAUAUCUAUACUUAGACACAAGCAUCAUUAUCCAGAGUACGACAGACGUACAAAUAGCCUACCACAAUCCUGGAACUUACUCUCCCAUCUUAAUCAACAAACAUCUAUCUCAAAGCAUACCACAAACACACUCUAUACACACACACACACACACAACAAUCAAAAUGGCCUCCAACCCCAACCCCGGCAACUUCGCCAACCGCCCGCAGGAAGAAGUCGAGAACAUCGCCCGCAAGGGUGGCCAGUCCAGCCACUCGGGCGGAUUCGCCUCCAUGGACGAGGACAAGCAGCGCAACAUCGCCUCCAUGGGCGGCCAAGCCUCCAGUGGAAGCUUCCAGCCCGGCGAAGAACGGGCCCGGGAAGCCGGCCACAAGGGAGGAAUGUCAUCCGGAGGGAGCUUCGAGCCUGGAGAUCCUCGGGCUAGAGAGGCUGGUCGGAAGGGAGGAUCGAGAACUGGGGGCGAUAUGCCCGAGGAGUAAAUCUACUCAUACUAAGUACCAUGACAUUAUGAUCCGCCUUGUUGGGGAAGAGUUUUUAUGUGAUAUGAAUUGAAUGUAUUAUUAGUCAAGUAUGAGGAUAAAUUGUAUUGAUUGUGG
Molecule: messenger RNA, 658 nt
Organism: Aspergillus eucalypticola CBS 122712
Lineage: Eukaryota; Fungi; Ascomycota; Eurotiomycetes; Eurotiales; Aspergillaceae
Exons: 2
Coding region: 227-541 (104 amino acids)
Source: RefSeq, a predicted model, not a curated record